This is a messenger RNA of Clunio marinus, 982 nucleotides long. The record is from the annotation of a GenBank genome assembly. Lineage: Eukaryota; Metazoa; Arthropoda; Insecta; Diptera; Chironomidae.
AUUGCAAGGUAGUUGUCAGUAUGACAGCGACAUGAAUCAGCUUACAUUUUCAGAAACAUUCACAGUGUGAGAAAUAAUAAAAAGUUCGUCGAAAAUAAGCAUUGCGCUUGCAUUCGUGAGUUAGCUCAUACAUAUAGGAUUAUCAAAAAAUUUAAAUCUCAGCCGAAAUAAAAUUGAUAUUAAGUCACCAUGAGUCACGCCGUUACUAUUACUCGUACAACAACAACUACCACCAGCACAUCUGCAGUAAUAUUGAAUACUGGCUACCUUAAGACAGUGCCUGGACUCUUAAAAUUGUCCCAACUGAUUAUUGGAGGGUUUAUUACCUUCUUUUUCGCAUGGCAUUUCCGGUCAUACUAUCAAUACAUGACAUCUCAUCUUUUCUUCCUUUGCAUCGCAACAGCAUUUUUCAUAGGCACUUUUUGUCUUCUAGCUUCGUGCCUUGUAUCGUUAUCAACAGGUGGAAUAAUUUCGAAAACUAUUUACGAGUUGGUUUAUCAUGCAGUUGCAUUUAUAUUGUACUUGGCUGCAUCGGCAUGGCUAAUGUCGAAUACAAGAUACAAUGAUUUAUCUCAUCCACCGUUUCUUUGUGCUGUCCUUGGAUUGAUAUUGUCUAUUUUAUACUUGAUCAGUGCAGUUUAUGCACAACGCUCUUACCGUGGAAUUUAAAUUCUCAUCAUGCAUCAGCAUACUUAAGCAGAAAUCAUCUCAUGAUGAUCUGAAUAAUAAAAACUCGAGUAACUUACAAAAGCAGUCAAUUUUUAUUAUAUAACUUUAUCCAUAACAGAACGUGACUUAAUUCUUUCAUAUUUUGGUUACCAGCUUUUAAAGAAUUAUAUUUUUUAACCAAUUUAACAUCUUUUUUAUAAACAUUAUUUUUAUAUUAAUAAUUAACAAUAAAAUCUAAAAGAACAUAGAAAAUUAUGAACAACAAUGUAAAUCAAUGUUGAAAAAUAAAACUUUGUGUUUCACAGUUUAGUCG